AUGUCUCUUAAAGUACAGAAUCCAAACAAUGUGCGUGUCUAUACAGUGUCAGGCGAAGGCGUGACCCAAAAAUUGCCGGACUGGAUUAGCAAAAAAAAGUUGAAAAAGGAUUAUGCCUUAUCACAUAGAAUUGAGCUUCUUCAAGAGUUCGAUUAUCCAGAGGCUAGCAACCGCAUCAAAGUUACACGAGAUGGUAAAUAUGCCAUGUCCACGGGCGUUUACAAGCCUCACAUAAAAGUUUUUGAUUUUGCUGAAAUGUCGUUAAAAUUUGAACGUCAUACGGACACAGAGAAUGUUCAAUUUGAAAUUCUUUCGGAUGAUUGGACAAAGAGUGUGCAUCUACAAGCUGACCGUACGGUGGAUUUUCACAGUCAGGGUGGUAUUCAUUAUUCCACAAGAAUUCCCAGAUACGGUAGAGACCUGAAGUAUCAUUUUCCCAGCUGCGAUCUCUACCUUGCGGCUGCUGGAGAUGAAGUUUAUCGUUUGAAUUUGGAACAGGGUCGAUUCUUAAACCCGUUUAAGAUCGAAAGUGCUACCAGCGAAGAACCGACUGCUGGUGUGAAUGUAUUGGACAUUAAUCCAUUGCAUCAAUUGUUGGCAUUUGGUACCGAUGCUGGUACUGUCGAAUUUUGGGAUCCUCGCGAUCGUUCUCGAGUCGGCAUUUUGGAAAUGCCCUCUACUGUGCCUUCUUCUCCCUACACAAGUGCCAAUCGUGCAGUCACUGCUUUGAGUUUUCGUAAUGAUGGUCUUAAUCUCGCCGCUGGUUUAUCUGACGGUGUAUCUCUCUUAUAUGAUUUGCGUUCUCCAAAUCCCUACAUGACUAAAGACCAAGGUUACAGCUUGCCUGUCAAAAACGUAAGCUGGCUUGACAGUGCUUUGGAUGGCAGUGCCCGUGUUCUUACUGCAGAUGCCAAAAUUAUCAAGAUUUGGGAGAAGGAUACGGGAAAACCAUUUACCGCUAUUGAACCUUCUGUAGAUUUGAACGAUGUGUGCCCGGUUCCUAAUUCUGGCCUAAUUUUCACUGCCAACGAGGGAUCUCCUAUGCAUGCCUUUUAUGUCCCUUCACUAAAUCCCGCUCCUCGCUGGUGUUCCUUCCUUGACAAUAUUACAGAAGAAAUGGAAGAAAACCCUACUCCCACAAUUUAUGACAACUAUAAGUUUGUUACCAAAAAGGAACUUCUUAGUCUUGGUUUGGAUCAUCUUGUUGGAACGGGCGUUAUUCGUGCUUACAUGCACGGAUUUUUCAUCGACUCGCGUUUGUAUGAAAAGGCUCGUUUGAUUGCAAAUCCCUUCUCUUACGAAGAGCAUAGAAAGAAAGCCGUUAAAGAACGUCUUGAGAAGAAGCGUAGCAGUAAGAUUCGUGCCCAGAAUCGUCCCAAGGUUAAUGCUACCUUGGCAACUCGUCUUGCUCACCAAGAAGCCAAGCUACGUAAGAAGGUUGGAGAAGAGAAUGCACCCAGUAUUCUUGAGGAUGAUCGUUUCAAGAAUGCUUUCACUAAUAGGGACUUUGAAGUUAAUGAAGAUACACUUGAAUUUAAACAACUAAACCCCACCAAAUCGACUAAACCUCAACUCACUGCUGCUGAAGAAUCGGAUGAAGAACACGAGCACACAAAAGGUGUACAAUUAAGUUCAGAUGAAAGUAUUAUGUCUGACGAAGAUGUGGAAGAGCAUGAAACAUUUGAUAAUAUAUUGUCGAAGAGACAAACCGAUCAUGACAAUAAGAAGCAAAAGGGAACCGAACAAACUAUUCGCAGUACACCUUCUGGAAUGGAAAUGUCGUUCCAAGUUGAGAAGAAGAAGAAGAAUAAACCAAGAGGUCAAAAUGAAGAAGCUCUCAGCGGGAAAAAGAGGCAGAAUACCGAAGGCCGUCGUUCUGCUAGCAAAAACGUUUUCCGGCAAAUUUAG
This is a messenger RNA of Schizosaccharomyces osmophilus, 1908 nucleotides long. RefSeq names its product rRNA processing protein Enp2 (gene enp2). NCBI's taxonomy places the organism in Eukaryota, Fungi, Ascomycota, Schizosaccharomycetes, Schizosaccharomycetales, Schizosaccharomycetaceae. Bases 1 to 1908 code for a protein of 635 amino acids. Gene Ontology annotation, cellular component: small-subunit processome; nucleus; nucleolus. The record is from RefSeq and is a predicted model, not a curated record. The transcript has a single exon. Gene Ontology annotation, biological process: maturation of SSU-rRNA from tricistronic rRNA transcript (SSU-rRNA, 5.8S rRNA, LSU-rRNA). Gene Ontology annotation, molecular function: protein binding.